AUGGCACCAAUCGAGGAAAUGCAGAUUGCCCAGCUCAACCGCUCUAUCCGGACGAUCAAAGCGGAACUCGAAUACUUGUGCGACGCAUCUGUCAUUACACCGCAGCAGCUGUCGUCGCUGUUGUCACAAAUCCCCGCCCAGACUGCUCUGCAUGCGCCCUUGUCCGUCGGCGCCGUCCCUGGCGCCGUGCCCGCCAACAAUGCCGUCCCCACAGCGCCCAUGGCCAACCUGAACAUCAACAGAGACGAGAAGAAGCAAGGAAACAACUUCUACCAGCCCUCGCCAGCAGCCACUCCUGCUCCCCCACCAGCAUAUGCUGCUCCUCCGCCAUCCAUGCCUCCGCUUGCUCAAGCAACUGCUCUGUAUGCGUACAAUGGCACCGAUCCUGGCGACCUUGAACUUCAGCCCAACGACCAUAUCAAUGUUACAGAGUACAUGAACGCCGAGUGGUGGAAGGGCCGUUCGUCGCGCACUGGUCAGGAGGGUAUCUUCCCUCGCUCGUACGUCCGUGUCAUUGAGAACGCUAUGCCGCAACCUGGACCUACAAACUACGGUAACAUGCCUCUUGAGGUCAGUGGCCAGGGUGAUGGUAGUGGCAAGGUUCCUAGCAAGGGUGAGGAGAUGGGCAAGAAGUUCGGCAAGAAGCUUGGAAACGCAGCCAUCUUCGGUGCUGGUGCUACUAUUGGUGGUAACAUUGUCAACUCCAUCUUCUAG
This is a messenger RNA of Aureobasidium melanogenum CBS 110374, 714 nucleotides long. RefSeq names its product SH3-domain-containing protein. Gene Ontology annotation, molecular function: protein binding. The record is from RefSeq and is a predicted model, not a curated record. The transcript has 3 exons. The coding region runs from base 1 to 714 and encodes 237 amino acids. Gene Ontology annotation, biological process: protein transport to vacuole involved in ubiquitin-dependent protein catabolic process via the multivesicular body sorting pathway. Gene Ontology annotation, cellular component: ESCRT-0 complex. Lineage: Eukaryota; Fungi; Ascomycota; Dothideomycetes; Dothideales; Saccotheciaceae.